GCAAGCGGGUAGCGCUGGGAUGUCACUGGAAUUACGCGAUUGCUGACUGCGUUAGGACUUGUGACUCUUAAAUGAAAAGAGAUUGACCGAUACUGACAAGCGAACAUAUGGAGAGUGGCAAGCUCGAGGGGCAUGCAGGUUAUCUCCUUCUGGUCACGCAGCUCUGUCUCUGAAGAUCUGGGUUGCAAACGUGGAGAGUUUAGCAGAAAGCAUUACGGAUCUGUGGAGCUUCUUAUAUCUAGUGAUGCUGAUGGAGCCAUUCAAAGAGCUGGACGGUUCCGUGUGGAAAAUGGCUCCUCUGGUGAGAAUACAGACUGCGCUCCAGGUACAUGGCACAGGACGGAUGUGCAUUUGGAAAACCCGGAGUAUCAUACAAGAUGGUACUUCAAGUACUUUUUAGGGAAAGUUCAUCAGAAUUACAUAGGUACAGAUGCAGAGAAGAACCCUUUCUUUCUGUCUGUUGUACUGUCUGACCAAAAUAAUCAACGCAUUCCUCAAUACCAUUCAAUACUUUGGAGAAAAACAGGUACUCAAAAGAUAUGUCUCCCUUAUAGUCCCACAAAAACCUUAUCAGUGAAAUCUAUAUUAAGUGCUAUGAGUCUUGAUAAAUUUGAGAAGAGCCCAAGGGAAAUUUUUCAUCCUGAGAUACAAAAGGAUUUAUUGGUUCUUGAAGAGCAAGAGGGAUCUGUGAAUUUUAAAUUUGGAGUCCUUUAUGCUAAGGAUGGUCAGCUUACAGAUGAUGAAAUGUUCAGCAAUGAAACUGGAAGUGAAAGCUUUCAACGAUUUUUGCAUCUCUUGGGUGACACAAUUACUUUGAAAGGCUGGUCAGGCUACAGAGGAGGACUGGACACUAAAAAUGACACAACAGGGACCUGUUCCAUCUAUACAGUUUUUCAAGGGCAUGAAAUUAUGUUCCAUGUUUCAACCAUGCUACCAUAUUCUAGAGAGAACAAACAGCAGGUAGAAAGGAAGCGACACAUUGGAAAUGACAUUGUCACUAUCAUAUUUCAGGAAGGUGAAGAGUCUUCUCCAGCAUUCAAGCCAUCCAUGAUUCGCUCUCAUUUUACACAUAUUUUUGCUUUAGUGAGAUACAAUAAGCAGAAUGAUAGUUACAGGCUGAAAAUAUUUUCAGAAGAAAGUGUUCCUCUCUUUGGACCUCCCCUUCCAUCCCCGCCUGUGUUUACAAAUCACGAGGAAUUCAGGGAUUUUGUGCUAGUGAAACUAAUAAAUGGUGAAAAAGCCACCUUGGAAACACCAACAUUUUCCCAGAAACGUCAGCGCACUCUAGACAUGCUGAUCCGCUCUUUGUACCAAGACAUGAGUCCUGACCUGCACAGGGGAAAUAACAUGCUUAAUAGAAGAUCCUUCAGCGAUGUGUUACCAGAGUCCCCAAAAUCAACACGGAAAAAAGAGGAAGCUCGACAAGCAGAGUUUGUUCGGCUUGGUCAGGCAUUGAAAUUGAAAACCACUGUGAAAGGGGAUACCACAACUAACUUGGCAACUGCAGGCUAUUGUAAAAAGGAGCCUUGGGAAUCUCAGUCUUUCUGCAGUAAUUUUCCUCAUGAGGUUGUCUGUGCAGAUUCUUGGGGCCAGUCCUUGCUGGUUUCUACAGAUGCUGGCAUCUUGUUAAUAGAUGAUGGUCGACCAUCAGUACCAGUAUUUGAUAAAACUCUCCAAAUAAAGCAGAUGAAUGUGUUGGAAGCUCUGGAUCUUUUGAUUGCCCGAACGGACAAAGGGAAAGACUCUCGUAUCCUUGUCUUCAGACUCAGUGCUAUCCAAAAAGCUAUAGAGACUAAAAAAAUGAUAAGAAGCAAAUAUGACUGCAGAGAAAAUAAACUGGAGAGAACAAAAGGCUGCCAUUUGUAUGCCAUUAAUACUCACCAUGGAAGCGAACUGAGGAUUGUUGUGGCUAUUCGGAACAAACUGCUUCUCGUCACAAAGAAAUAUAUCUCACUCAGCAUUUUAACCAGCACCUCUCUGCUGUCAUCUCCUGAAUCUCCAGUAGAGGAGUUCCAGUACAUCCGGGAAAUCUGCCUUUCUGACCCUCCAGUGGUUAUGACGCUGGUGGAUGGCCCUACUGGAGACAGUGACAACAUGAUCUGUGUGGCAUAUCGGCAUCAGUUUGAUUUAGUCAAUGAGAGCACAGGGGAAUCCUACAGAUUGCAUCACGUUGAAGCAAACAGGGUUAAUUUUGUUGCUGCUAUUGAUGUAUAUGAAGAUGGUGAAGCUGGUCUAUUGUUGUGUUAUAACUAUAUUUGUCAAUACAGAAAGAUAUAUCCUUUCAGUGGAGGUUCUUCACUGGUCCAGCCGUCAGUUUAUGACUUCCACUUCAGCUGGAAUCAAGUUCCUUAUGCCGUUGUCUGUGCUUUCCCUUAUGUUCUUGCCUUCACUACUGAUUCCAUUGAGAUCCGCUUAGUGGUGAAUGGGAACUUAGUCCACACAGCAGUUGUGCCUGAGCUUCAACUUGUAGCAUCAAGGUCGGAUAUUUAUUUUAAAGCUACUGCUGCAGUAAGUGAAUCAUCUGACAGCACCUCUAAGGAAAUGAGUUCAAAGAGUUCUCCUCAAACACUGAGAGCUUACGAAAAGCCAGAAUUUCCUCUUCCGUCUCUAGAAGGUGAAGUUCCAUGCAAAAACCUGUACAAAAUACCUCUCAGCAAUCUGGUUGGGCGAAGCAUUGAACGACCUCUGAAGUCACCUUUGGCUCCCAGGGUCAUCACUCCUACGACGUUGAGUGGCUUUACCUCUCUUCCAUCUACGCACUCACUGUCUUUGUCUCGUAUGGAAAUUAAAGAGAUUGCAAACAGAACACGUAAAGAAUUGCUGGGCCUCUUGGAUGAGCCUAUACCCAAGACAGAAUGUGCACAGAAGUUAAAAAAGAUUCCUCGAAGACAGUCAGACCCCAAGCAGGGAGCUGUAAGAUCGUCGAGUAGCGACAGGAUAAUCUCAAGCUCAUUUGAAGGUUAUUCUGAAAGAUGUCAUCUUUCCACUAGUUCAGAUCCUGACACUGUAGCAAACAGGGAGGAGAGCUCACCAUCUAGCUCUCCAUUUCAGCUGAUUUCUUUAGAUGAUGAAGACAUCAUUGACUUAAAAUGAAGACACUUGUAAAACCUUUCUUCCUUACUUCACAUUUUCUUACGACUCUGUAAGCUCUAUGGCAAUGUCACAAACACUGCUUCUGGUGGUAAAACGUGGCUGGAAGUACUGGUGACAAAUCCUUAUGGGACCCAUGUUCUGGUUAGCAUAGCCUGGUUUGGUGAUGUUAUAUCUUUGACAUAGGUAUGUUUUCUCAGUUAAUGAAGCAUUACUUUUCAUGGCAUUUUAACAGUAGGUAAUAAAUGAGAGAUUUAGGCUGAAACUGAAGUAAACAAAAAAUAUUACUUGUUCUAAGCUUCUUAUAAUUUGAUUUACCUAAAUGAGGUGCAGCAAAGUUAUUUGCUGUUAUUAAUUGUCAUGAGUUGUUUUACAACAGUGUAUGUCAUGUUGGAAGAGGAAUUUUGUAACACAGAUCACUGCUUUUGGUUUUUUCGAUCUUGAACAAAACAACAACAACAAAAGGCUUGCAGAUUAGGUAAUUUCAAACAGUGCAGUCACACUAACUUGAUGCAUCUGUGGUAUGUUCACUGAAGAAUCAAAUGAGAUAUGAAAAUGGUGCUUCCUUUGCUCAUUGUUUAGAGAAACUUGAAAACUCUUUUGGCAUAAAUAAUCCCUGAGCAGAGAAACUUUCUGUAGGAAACACAAACUUUCAGAAUAUUUCUCAAAAAUCGGAAAUUAAAAAAACCAAGAAAACCCACAAACAAACAAAAAAUGGCAAACCAAAAACCCCAGUCCAUCUACUGGAAAGCUCUUAUUGCAGUGCAUCUGCAGCUUUUUCCAUUACAAGCAGAAGAGCCAACCCCACUUGUCUUUGACUGCAAAAAGAUUCUUAUGCAGACAUCACAGCUGUUGUCUGCCCUUACACCAACAGUGUAAGUCAUUAUUUAAUAUAGUUGUAUUUGUUCAACUGGAUGCAGACCAAAAUUUCAUUCCUAAUAAGCUAGUAGUCUAUGGUUAAAUAGUCAUCUUGUCUCUUACUGUGUUAAAAGACAGGGGUUUGUAUUUAAAUUUUGAUUUUUUUUUAACCCUUUUCCCUACAACAACCUUUGCAAGGAUUUUGUUUGAUUUUUUUUUAUGAAAGCCUUUCUAUAUAUGAUGUUUUUAGCUUUAUUAGCAAGGGUGUCUUGUUCUAUAUGUAGAACUAAUUCUGUAUCUUUGAUUUCAUUUCCUAAUAUUACUCGUAUGUCAGUAUUUCCUUUUUGUUCAAGUAUGAUCAUCUGAAGAUGUGUGCCUUUUGCUUCCAGCUGUCUGAAUGCAAAACUGGCUUUGCAAAGUGAUUUUUUUCCCCCUCAGUUUAUUCCAUGUAAUGGCUGAAUUGCUUCACUUAAGAAAAUAUUCAAGGUCUUAUCUGAAAGCGUAAUUUCUUAUUCUCAACUGGAGUGGCUAAUCAAUAGAAAAAGCAGUAUUUUCAACAGUAAUUAGUCUUGGAGCAGAAAGCUAUUAUUUUGCACUCAGAUGUGUGGGGUGAACCUUAAUAGGCAUCUAAAAGGAAGUACCAGAUCAGUUUUUUCAAAAACGUAUAAUUAUUUUUUGAGAAUGUUGUCUCCAGAGAUUGUGUUGCUUUACCCUGUCCUUAUUUAUUUGGACAAUUAAGGUUAAAAAAAAUCAAUCUGAAAUUACCACGUGGUACUUAUUUUCCUGGAAGUUGCAAACACUUCCGAAUCCACUUUUAGGGUCACUGCUAGCACUUACGUAUUUUUAGAAAGGAAAAGAACCAGGUUUUUCCAUAACAGCUUUCUCAAUGUUGUAUUUGAUUUCUGAAUUGUGGCUAUUUUUGAAGACUGUACCAGUGUGUUUAACUGGGGCUUUUAUUAAAAUUUUAACUGGAAUCUUUGCUUUACCCUGUUAGAAUAUCAGAUUUUAAAUAUACUGCAGAUGUUCACCUGUGGUAUUACAGCAUGAUUUAAAAUGAUUAACCAUUGUUUGAUAGCAGUUGAAGCAAUAUAUGGACAUUUUAAUACUUGUUUUGAAGAACCUGAACAAACACAUGUUUAGAUAUCCUGAAGGACUAGCCUUAGAGAUGAAGCACUAGGGAGAACAAGAAAAAUGAGAAGAGCUUGAUAGAAAGCUUGAAUACUGGCUAUGAUGGUAGUCAGAAUGCAUCUAGAUACAGCAUUUGCAUUAUAACCUGAACAGCAUUACAGAACAAAGGGCUAUAAAGCAAGACUUAUUUUCUUGAACCAGAAGUGCAGCAGUGGCUGUAAAGUAUUACCAUGAAUUAAGAGAGUGCUGGAGGGGUGGGAGUUUGUGUGUGUGUGUGUGUGAGAGAGAGAGAGAGCCUUUGAAGGUCUGCCUGUAAUUACAGCAUUGAUGACAUCUAGCAAAGGAACUAUAAGGAGUACAGAUAGUGGAUUACUGGAGCUAGACAAAAACAGAUCAUACUGGCUCUGUGGUACAUAACUGGAACAAGAUGUUGGGAUCCUUUGAAGAGGGAAGCCCAACAACUGCAUCCGCGCCCACUUCCCACACACUUUUGUGCUAUAGUUUGACUUAAUGGGUCAGGUGCAAGCUGUUAUGCAAGUCACACUAGGAACUACCAGACCUUAACUGACCACUACUCAUAUAGGACAGGAAGGAGCUGAAUCCGGGAAAAAAAUUGAUACCUUCGUUCUUAAUGUAUCCAGUAAGUGCCUUAACAAGGCUUCGACUUCUUGAGUUUUCUGUACUUAAUCAGAGUCAUAGAGGGAUAAUAUCUAAUAUGGCAAAAGAAGUAGAGAGUGAUACAACAUUUAGUUUAGUGUUAUAUUAUGACAUCUAGAGAUGGUAGCUGAGUCAUGUAUAUGUAGUUUACUACUUACUUACUGUAUACGAGUAGCCCAGAGCAUAGGUAGAAGGCAGAGAACAUGGAAAUAAUAUCCAAUUUAUUUGACACAAGCCACAGGAAUCAAUCUUUAUCACAUUUAUUAUAUCAAAAGACCAAAUACCAAGACAAUCAUGUGAAAUUGCUGGUGUAACAGGAGAAACUUCUGAUCAAAAGAUCAUCCUUACCAUUCAGACUGCUAAUUAAAAUCUAGAGGCAGUUGGUGGUAUUGAUACGUAAGCUUUUGUGCAUCAUUUAUAAAGGGCAGAGUUCUCACACAUCCGUGGAAGCCUUCUUAAGCCUGGUGUAAGGUAACAAGGCUUGUUGGAAGGCUGCUGAGGUGCCUGUAGUGUCAUUCACCCUUGCCUUGGAGCCAUGUUGUUUGCCCUCUGUUUUUCCAGCGUGUGCAUGCAUAUACUCUCUAAAACUUAAAAAGUAGACUUAGGCACAAAUUGCAGCCAUGACCAGUGUAAGCAUAAUCCUUCCUCCUUUCACACCGAGUGUUAAAGCUCCCUGUAGGCUGCACUCUGGAUGCUGGCUGACCCUCUCAUGGUUAGGAGAAAACAUAACCUUUGAAUCUACAACUAUGUAAAAGAUGGGUGGUGUUCUAAUAGGAAAACUAAAAAAUGUUGCUACAGGUGGAUGGAAGGAAUGUUUUCAUGAAGGAAGAAUUGUUACCAGAUUGAACACUUGCUAUCCAGCUAAAUUUAACUGAAGGCCCAUUCUGGACUCUUGGCUAAGUUUCUGCAAGAAAUACUUUCUAUCUCAGUGUGCUGGAUUUGUUGUCAGCAGCAGGGCUCUUAACUCCUUCUGGCUAAAUGGCACUGGUCACCACUUCUUUCCUGUGCCUCAGUCUGACUAAUUACAGGAAUGUUAUUUACAUUGGUGCAAGCAUUAGAUUGUAUGGGUAGUUAAUUUAGAAUGUACUUGUGUGUUCUCAACAGCAUGGGUAAUGAUGCAUGGAAGCACAAAACAGUUGAGGGUAGAAGGGACCACUGUGUUACCAUCUAGUGCAGUACACACACCCAUGCACCACCAUUCAAAAAUCUGUUCAAAAUGGAUAUGCAGCAUUUUGAGCUACUUGUCAUCUUUGUCCUGCCUUUGAAUUACAGCCUGCAUAUAAACCAUCACCACAACUCUGAAGUGUGACUAGGACUCAAGAACCUCCGGACACAUAAGCUAAGUUAAUUCUUUCAGACUUAAACACAAUAUGGAGCCCUUAAGGCUGAGGCUUUGAUGAACCCUUCCCAGAGUCCCUAAAGCCCAGUUUGGGCUUUAGAAACCAGUAGAGACUAAGAGACUUUUUGGUCCAGUUCCUUAUUCUAGUGGCAAUGCAUUACACAUAAAUAUUUUAUAUGUGUUUGAAAGUAACAAAACACUUCCUUCUAAAAAGAAACAAAGACCCACAUGCAAAUUGAAAGGGCUAUGGCUAUUCAUGGUAGCCAGAGAACUACUCUCUAGAUUCAGUGAAUGCAUGCAUACAUUCAGUUUCGUGGUUUGCAGAGAAGUAAGGCCUGUUCUAAUUACAGUCCUUUACUGCUUUGGGGGUGUGGCAGGGAUUCUUGUUUGUUUUGGUUGUGUGGUUUCUUGAAGCUGGGCGUGUGUGUGUGUGGG
Molecule: messenger RNA, 7507 nt
Organism: Ficedula albicollis (Collared flycatcher)
Lineage: Eukaryota; Metazoa; Chordata; Aves; Passeriformes; Muscicapidae
Gene: GARNL3
Product: GTPase activating Rap/RanGAP domain like 3
Exons: 29
Coding region: 133-3093 (986 amino acids)
Biological process (GO): activation of GTPase activity; regulation of small GTPase mediated signal transduction
Cellular component (GO): cytoplasm
Molecular function (GO): GTPase activator activity
Source: RefSeq, a predicted model, not a curated record